Messenger RNA from Charadrius vociferus (killdeer), 930 nucleotides. RefSeq names its product mitochondrial carrier 1 (gene MTCH1). Gene Ontology annotation, biological process: positive regulation of apoptotic process. NCBI's taxonomy places the organism in Eukaryota, Metazoa, Chordata, Aves, Charadriiformes, Charadriidae. The coding region runs from base 1 to 930 and encodes 309 amino acids. The transcript is spliced from 11 exons. The record is from RefSeq and is a predicted model, not a curated record. Gene Ontology annotation, cellular component: membrane; mitochondrion.
AUGUAUCUGAUGGUGAUGGAGAGGGGAUGUGGCCCUUCGGUAGCUCAUGGACACUGGGAUCAAGACCCUGUGGCCGGGGGGCUUUGGGAAUGCCGGGAAAGGGACCUGCUCAUCGGGUUUCUCUUGCAGGUCGGGCAUGAGCCACUACCUCCAACUGUUGGAAGAAACGUGCUGGGAAGGAAAGUCCUGUACCUGCCCGGCUUCUUCACCUACGCCAGACACAUCGUGGAAGUGGAUGGGAAAAGAGGCCUCUUCCGCGGUCUUACUCCUCGCCUCAUCUCAAGCACUUUAUCAACCAUCACCAGGGGGAGCGUGAAGAAGGCCUUUCCGCUGGAAGACAUGGAGCACGUUUCUAACAAGGAUGAUGUGAAGACCUCCCUUAGGAAAGUGGUGAAAGAGACAUCUCACGAGAUGAUGAUGCAGUGCAUGUCCCGGGUUGUCUCGCAUCCGCUGCACGUGAUCUCUAUGCGCUGCAUGGUCCAGUUUGUAGGUCGGGAAGUCAAAUACAGCGGUGUGUUCAGCGCCAUCGGCAGGAUAUUUAAGGAAGAAGGGAUCCUGGGAUUCUUUGUCGGUUUAGUCCCUCACAUCCUGGGGGAUGUCAUCUUCCUCUGGUGCUGCAACCUCUUGGCUCACUUCAUCAACACCUACGCGGUGGACGAUAACUUCAGCCAGGCAUCGGUGAUCCGGAGCUACACCAAAUUCGUGAUGGGGAUCGCCGUGAGCAUGCUGACAUACCCGUUCCUUCUCGUGGGCGAUCUCAUGGCAGUGAACAACUGUGGGUUGCGUGCCGGCCUCCCUCCCUACGCUCCCGCAUUUACAUCCUGGAUCCAUUGCUGGAGGUACCUCAGUGCUCAGGGGCAGCUGUUCCGCGGCUCCAGCCUGCCCUUCCGCAGGGCGCCCGUGCCAGCCGCCUGCUUCCCCAUCGACUGA